UCUUAAAUUGGACUUCUUUUGGCACUCCAUUCUUGUGUCUCAUCACCUUUCUUUACUAUGAAGUUGCUCCUCAUUUACCAUAGAAAACAAACUUCUUUUUUUCCUAGGCUAUUUCAGCAAUUGUAUCCGGCCAUGAAUAUAUUUAUAUUGGUUUAAGUAAAAAUGCAUUUGUGGGUAAUAGAAUUUGAGAUGCUAAUGAGGCCAAGUGUGAUAGAUUUUUCUUGAUCUAGACUUGAACUUUUUCAUCUCCCAUAAUACUGAAUUCAGCCCCUCUAAAAAAAACUCUUCACCUAAUAACCCUUUCAUCAGUGAGUACUUAAAUUGAUCAAAAUUAAUACCUAAUAACCCUUUCAUCAGUGAGUACCAGAAAUAUUUUUUUUAAAAAUAAAUAAAUAAAUAAACAAAAGAGAAAGUUUAACAUGGGAGAGCUCUCAAAGAAACAUUGAUAAAAAAAGUUCAAAGUUCACCAAAUAUGGCUUCCCUUUACCCCACCAUAGUUUUCUUGUUUCUUUUCAUGUUCCUUGGCAUUACCAGUCAUGGCAAAGCAGCACCAACAUACACCUCCCAUUACUGUGAUAAUACCACUUCCUUCACGCCCAAUAGCACCUACCAAGCCAAUAUCAAAACCCUUUUAUCCUCUCUUUCUUCCAAUACCAAUAGCAGUAAAAAUGGGUUUUACAAUACAACCGCAGGGCGAGAUCCCAACUUGGUCUUCGGUACCUUUCUUUGCCGGGGCGAUGUAUCUGCUAAUCUCUGUCAAAAAUGCGUGGAAACUGCCAGCAACGAUAUAGCUCGACGGUGUGUUACGGAAAAACUAGGUGUGAUUUGGUACGAUGAGUGUACUGUUCGGUACUCUGAUCAAAACAUUUUUUCCAUCAUCCGUGAAGUACCGGGAAUGGAUAAUAGCAGUUCAGUAAGCAUCCGGGGCGACAAAGAUCGUUUUGAUCAGUUAUUAUCGGACAUAAUGAAAAGCUUGGUGAACCGUGCUGCAUAUGAUGAUCAGUCGGGCAAAAGAUUCGCAACUGGUGAAGUGAAUUUUACCAGCUCUCAAACACUGUACAGUUUAGUGCAGUGCACGCCGGACUUAACUGAUGCACUUUGCUUUAGAUGCUUACAAAGUGCCAUUGCCGAGCUUCCAAUGUGUUGUGAUGGGAAACAAGGUGGACGAGUUUUGCUUCCCAGCUGCAACAUCAGAUAUGAUAUGUUUCCCUUCUUCAGUCGUAAUGGCACAGCCACCAUAGGGCUUCCUUCGCCUUCCUCACCUAACUCAACUAAACAAGGAAAAAGAAAGAACUCUUUUCCUAUUAUCAUUGCCAUCGUUGCUCCAGUAGUUACCUCUUUAGUGCUAUUGGCGUUAGGCCUGCUUUUUAUGAGAAAGAGGGCGAGCAAGAAGUACAAUGCAUUACCUGAAAAAAAUGCUGUGGAGAACGUCAUAGGUUUAGAAUCCUUGCAAUUUAAUCUGAGCACAAUUCAAGCCUCAGUGAACAAUUUCUCUUCUAAUAACAAAAUAGGUGAAGGUGGAUUUGGUGAGGUCUACAAGGGGAAACUAUGUAAUGGACAAGAAAUAGCGGUGAAGAGGUUAUCUAAGAGCUCUAACCAAGGAACAGAAGAAUUCAAGAAUGAGUUGGCACUGUUAACUAAGCUUCAACACAGGAAUCUUGUGAGACUGCUGGGAUUUUGCUUGGAUGGUGAAGAAAAGCUACUGGUUUAUGAAUAUGUGCCAAAGAAAAGCCUCGACUUUUUUCUAUUUGACCCUGAAACACAAGGGAAUUUGGAGUGGUCAGCACGUUACAGAAUUAUUGAAGGGAUCUGUAGAGGACUUCUUUAUCUUCAUGAAGAUUCUCGGCUUAGGAUCAUCCACCGUGACCUCAAAGCUAGCAACAUUUUGUUGGAUGAGGAUAUGAAUGCCAAAAUUUCAGAUUUUGGUAUGGCUAGGAUUUUCGGUGUUGAUCAAACUCAAACAAACACUAGAAGAAUCGUUGGGACAUAUGGUUAUAUGGCUCCAGAGUAUGCAAUGCAUGGACAGUUUUCAAUGAAAUCUGAUGUUUUCAGCUUUGGGGUUUUAGUACUAGAAAUUAUAAGCGGCAAAAAGAAUAGUUCGUUUUAUGAAUCAGAGGGCGGUGAAGACCUCCUAAGUUAUUGUUGGAAGCAAUGGAGGGAUGGAAGUCCCUUGGAAAUGAUGGAUCCCAAAUUAAGAACAAACUAUUGUAGAAAUGAAGUUGUUAAAUGUAUCCAUGUAGGGUUAUUAUGUGUUCAAGAAGAUCCAGCUAAAAGGCCUUUAAUGACAAAGGUGGUUCUCAUGCUCGACAGCAACUCGGUUUCGUUGCCGCAACCUCAGAAACCGGUAUAUUUCCUUAGUAGCAGAAAUGAGUCGAGUCCUCCAGGAGCAAAGGGGCUUGAAGAAGUGUCUGUCAAUGAAGUGUCGAUAACUGAAAUAGAGCCUCGAUAGAGGAACUCUGGAUUGUACAAAAUACGUACAAAUUGGCAAUGUUUCUGGGUCUUAGUUCAUUAUAGUUUCGGAACAUCAACCACGCUAACCAAUCAGUGCUAGGUUGAUUAGCAAAAUCUGUAAAAUCAUGGCUGGAGUUUGGUCUAAAAAGAGUCCUGCCACGUCACUAAAUAUUUUGACUUAAUCAAAUGGUGAAUUUAGUUUUUGAGUUUAA
Gossypium arboreum is the source of this 2663-nucleotide messenger RNA. Its product is annotated as cysteine-rich receptor-like protein kinase 10. The transcript is spliced from 7 exons. Gene Ontology annotation, biological process: protein phosphorylation. Lineage: Eukaryota; Viridiplantae; Streptophyta; Magnoliopsida; Malvales; Malvaceae. The coding region runs from base 473 to 2449 and encodes 658 amino acids. The record is from RefSeq and is a predicted model, not a curated record. Gene Ontology annotation, molecular function: ATP binding; protein serine/threonine kinase activity.